AUGACAUCUGAGCCUCUACUGCCUGAGUACCUACACAAGGACGAGCUGCAGUAUGAGCUGGCAGCUCGGGGGAUUUUGACGGAAUGGUUGAAUGUUGCCGCACUCAGAUCACUACUCAGGACCUCCCAGGAUGUGGAGAACUGUACAAAAUUGGAAAAUACUUUAGUGGGUCCAUAUGGUGAGGCAUACCCAACAACUCAUGAUGCAAAUCAGGCCAUGGAUGUAAAAGCUGAGGCAGUCUCAGAUGCAGAAGAGGAAGAGGAUCCUGUCCCAAUAACAUUUCCAGAAAUAAAGGCUGAACCUGAGGUGAGCUGUAUGUGCACUGUUAGGCAGAUGACACAAGUGUGCUUGUCUUGUCUGUGAAAAUGAAACAACUCCACUGUGGUGUUGACUAUAUUCUGAAGAUUUCUUUUUCCUGAAAUGUCUCCAGGCAACUGUAGUUUGUAGAAUGUUGCUUGUGAUGUACCAGUCCCAUUUUCUUUUGAGCAGAUCUAAUAUAGAUGAAAUGAAAUACUCUAUAAACUGA
Molecule: messenger RNA, 526 nt
Organism: Cryptotermes secundus
Lineage: Eukaryota; Metazoa; Arthropoda; Insecta; Blattodea; Kalotermitidae
Exons: 2
Coding region: 1-363 (120 amino acids)
Source: RefSeq, a predicted model, not a curated record